UGUUUGGGUGUCGGAGGUGUGCGGGAACCGAUCGACAGACGACGAUCAAAACAUAAAUACAUAAUGCCCGAUGAAACCAGGCCAGACACGAUCCCCGAUCUCAUUAUCAAGCUGCUCUACAACAUCACCGAUCGGUACCGCAGGAUAGACAUUUAUGAUGACGGGAGUGAGUCGCUCUCGGAUGUUGAUGACGAGACGGUAUGGGUUCAUGAUAACUGGAGAUACGCCAGAGCGGAAGCUCUGUCGAUCGGCGAAAUCGACGAUCUCAAUGCUCUCCUCCUUCAGAUGCAAAACUCCACUCUACCUGCGUUACAACAGCAACUUGGCGAAAUGUUGGAAUCGCUGAACCUAGAUGAUCUACCUGCCCGAGUUCCAAAUCCAAAUCUUUUCUAUGCUCCAGAAAUCGUAUUCCGACUCGGCCAUACCGUCGAUCAAAUCAAUCAUUUUGUCCAGUCCAUUGCCCCGAUUGUUGUGAAUCCGUUGCACAUACCUCAGAAGAGCGAUCAUGAUUACGGUGGUUUGAAAGUCUACAGGUCCACUGAUCUGAUAGAGAAAUUGAACGACUUAAUGCGCCAAAAUGUUAUACAGGCCUUACUCCACCAUCAUGUCCUGUUCAUUCGAGCCUGUUCAAACAAUCAUCGGACCAGUUCUUACGAUGAAUCCCAACUGAAGUUCCACUCAAAAAAUCUUGCGCAAGCAACUGCUCAAACCUCGGAGGCAAUCGAUCGUCUAAUCAAAUGGUCCAAGAAAUCGGAUUUCGGUUUGAUUCAGGCCGACUGUCAAAGUUUCGCAAAUGAUCUCGAUCCGAUUCUGGAAAACCUAUUCACACGAAUAAUCUCAAAAGUCACACCAGAACAACGGCGUAAAUCAAUUAAUGCGGGACAUACCAAUCAAUCUCAAGCUGGACCUGAAAAUGAACGUCAAGACACUGGGUCUGAUAUCGACUCCAGCGAUGCUCAACACAAUCAACCCAGCGCGAGCCGUUUGACUGACUCAUUUGAUGACACCUCUCUGAGCUUGCACCUCAUGAGGCUGACUGAGGCAACCAUACCACUAAUCAAAAUUCUCAGGAUUUUCUUCAAAAAACUAUCGGACACACCAAUAAGUAAAGCACCAUUCACGAUCAGUGCCCAACUGUGUUCCGAUCAGAUCAACCCAAUGGAUUACGAACUUGGCUCUCUCGAUUGUGGCAUCGAAAACCUUCUGAACGUCAUAUAUCAGCUUGACGAUGGUCCGAUAGACAUGGCACAAGUGAAGUAUCUGGAGACCUUGCACGAAGAGCUCUAUCGCCAUUUCAAUUCAUCCCUAACCUUACUAUGCUUCCAUCUGAUACCUUUGAGUGAGACUCAGUAUCAUCUUCCCAGAUCUGUAAAUCUCUGUAAAACUUGGUUUUUUACUUUAAGAGAACAAUUCUGCUUGGCUUCUGACAUGUUUGUAGAGGCUCUAUACCAGAUGAAAAUUGCUAUACAAAUGUAAUCAAUCUGUUCUCAAC
This is a messenger RNA of Puccinia graminis f. sp. tritici CRL 75-36-700-3, 1492 nucleotides long. RefSeq lists its product as uncharacterized. The record is from RefSeq and is a predicted model, not a curated record. NCBI's taxonomy places the organism in Eukaryota, Fungi, Basidiomycota, Pucciniomycetes, Pucciniales, Pucciniaceae. The transcript is spliced from 2 exons. The coding region runs from base 64 to 1476 and encodes 470 amino acids.